Triticum dicoccoides is the source of this 1281-nucleotide messenger RNA. RefSeq names its product B3 domain-containing protein At3g19184-like. The coding region runs from base 1 to 1281 and encodes 426 amino acids. The record is from RefSeq and is a predicted model, not a curated record. Gene Ontology annotation, molecular function: DNA binding. Lineage: Eukaryota; Viridiplantae; Streptophyta; Magnoliopsida; Poales; Poaceae. The transcript is spliced from 7 exons.
AUGGUCCUUGCAAAGGUUCUGCCUGUCUUGCCUCGGUCGGUCCCCUUAGACUCACUUGAUCAGCAGUUCUUUUGUAGGAGAAGCACACUCUCCGCUGAUGUUGCAUUCGGCUACCGCGAUUUCGUGCUGGUUGCGUGUAGAGUCGUCGUGCUUGUAAGAGUCGACUAUUUUGUACUGUUGCAUGAUUUGAAUGAAAAAAUUCUUAAAAAACAUAGGGGCAACGAGAAGAGUCCAGCUCUCCUCCCAAACAGAGCAGCGCCGGAGGGGAGGAAGCAGAAUCGAGAAGGGGCAAUGGCGGAAUCCAACUCGUACGAGGAGCAGCGCCGGAGGCAGAUUGAGGAGAACCGCCGGAAGCUGGAGGAGCUCCGCCUGCACCAUCUUUCCGCCGCCGUCCGCGAGGCCGCCGCCAGGCCCAAGCCCAAGCCCAGGCCCAGGCCGAAGCGCAAGGCCCCGGGGCCCUGCGAGCUCCAGCGGUCCGGCCGCGUCGCCGGCCUCCCGGAGCAGCCCAACUACCCCAAGGGCGCGCAGCAGCGCGACUACCAGGGAAUGUACGACGAUGUUAUUCGGAAAGGACCGACCGACGCUGACGAACAGAUGGCCGCCGCCGCCGCCGCCAAACAAAAGGCGGAGGAGCUCAAGCAACGGAUUCACGGCAUCCGCUGGCCCGCCUUCGUCAAGCCCGUGACCCACGACUGCGCCAGCAGGGCAGCCGUAAUGACAAUCCCGAAGCACUUCAUCGAGCAUCUCCCGGCGCAUGAUGAGGCGGUCGUCUUGGUGGACGAGGCGGAUGACGAGUUCCACAUGAUGUACAAUGCCAGGCACCACUUCCUCAGGAAGGGGUGGAGAGGGUUCGCCGCCCACCAUGACCUCGUCGACGGCGAUUGCUUGGUUUUCCAACUGACAGAGAGGACAAAGUUCAAGGCAGAUGAGCUGGACGACAAUGGCCACUCUCAAGAAUUUGACGAAGAAGGAGAGGGCAAAGCUUUUCCCCCAGCCCGCGCAACCGAUUCAGAAGAUCGAGAUCCUCCUCUGGGCGAUGGAGCAGGCCAAUUCGUCCAGCGAGUGAACCAGGCGGAGGUGGUGGGCGUUCAGAUCCAGGGUAGAGCAUCCACUGGAUCAGGAACCCACCGUGCACGAGGUGCCGUUGCAGAUCGUGCAGCCUCCAACCGAGUCACCGGAGACUUCGAAGCGCAAGAUGAGGAGGACAAUGGUCGCGACCUCGCUUCCCCGCCGUUCUCCACGCUUCCCUCGCCGCUCUCCUCGUCUGAACGGCGGCGGUAG